Molecule: messenger RNA, 1577 nt
Organism: Diachasmimorpha longicaudata
Lineage: Eukaryota; Metazoa; Arthropoda; Insecta; Hymenoptera; Braconidae
Gene: carmine
Product: AP-3 complex subunit mu-2
Exons: 7
Coding region: 146-1399 (417 amino acids)
Biological process (GO): endocytosis; intracellular protein transport
Cellular component (GO): clathrin adaptor complex; cytoplasmic vesicle
Source: RefSeq, a predicted model, not a curated record
GCUCCAUGUAAACUGCCCAGAAUUGGAUUAUUGUUGUUGUCUUGUUUGUUGAGUUUCCGUAUCGUUCGUUAUCAAUUAUUUGGGAUCUUCCAGUGGAUUUAGUUUAAUAUUUUUUAAAGAGAAUUAAGACAGCUUUCCUGUCAACAUGAUCAACAGCUUGUUUAUCAUUAACUCCUCAGGGGAUGUUUUUAUGGAAAAACACUGGAAAAGUGCAGUGGCAAGAUCUCUCUGUGAUUAUUUCUUCGAUCAGCAGAGACGUGUACUCUCUCCUGAGGAUACACCACCUGUCAUUGCUACUCCUCAUCAUUAUUUGAUCAGUAUUUACAGGUGUAACAUGUUUUUUGUUGCUGUGUGCACUACAGAAGUUCCACCACUCUUUGUCAUCGAGUUCCUGCAUAGAGUGGUGGACACAUUCGAGGAUUACUUCAGCGAAUGCACAGAGACGAUCAUCAAGGAGAAUUACGUCGUCGUUUACGAGUUGUUGGAUGAGAUGUUGGACAAUGGAUUCCCUCUAGCCACUGAGUCCAACAUCCUCAAGGAACUCAUAAAACCCCCGAAUAUUCUGAGGACCAUCGCAAAUACUGUGACCGGAAAAUCGAAUGUCAGUGCAAUUUUACCCAGUGGACAACUGUCCAACGUUCCCUGGAGGAGGACUGGAGUCAAAUACACUAACAAUGAAGCCUACUUCGAUGUUGUGGAGGAGGUGGACGCCAUUAUCGAUAGAACUGGAGCUACAGUAACUGCGGAAAUCCAGGGAUACAUCGAUUGCUGCAUCAAGCUCAGUGGAAUGCCUGAUUUAACCCUGUCCUUCAUGAAUCCAAGACUAUUCGAUGACGUCAGCUUCCACCCCUGCGUGAGAUUCAAACGAUGGGAGUCUGAGAGGAUUUUAUCUUUCAUCCCCCCCGACGGUAAUUUUCGAUUACUCUCGUACCACAUCGGCUCACAGAGUAUCGUAGCAAUACCUCUGUACGUGAGGCACAACAUCAGUCUCAAGGAACCAGGUGGUGGAAGGUUGGAUAUAACAGUGGGGCCAAAACAGACUGUUGGACGGUCCGUUGAGAACGUCACUCUCGAGAUUCCUAUGCCCAAAAUCGUUCUGAACUGCACUCUGAUGCCCAAUCAGGGGAAGUAUUCCUUCGAUCCUGUUAGCAAGGUUCUCUUCUGGGAUAUUGGGAGGAUAGAUGUGUCGAAAUUGCCGAAUCUACGUGGCUCGAUAACUAUUCAAAAUGGAGCAACAGCAUCCGAAUCAAAUCCAGCGAUAAACGUACAUUUCACGAUAAAUCAACUGGCAGUCUCAGGGUUGAAAGUAAAUGGGCUGGACAUGUACGGUGAGAAAUAUAAGCCCUUCAAAGGUGUCAAGUAUAUAACAAAAGCUGGAAGAUUCCAAAUAAGAAUGUGAUGCUAUGCGAUGUGCUCUGAGACGCUGUAAAAAUAUUUCCCUAAUUCACUCCAGAGAAAUCCGCAAAUAAUAUUAUCAAAAGAAUCAAUUUUUACGCAAAACUUCUUUCAUGACAAUUACAUUAUCCUCUCUGUUCUUCUGUCUUCUGUACAAAUAAAUUGGUGAGGGUGAAGAAACA